AUAUGAGCGAAGGUCAGCACGGUGAGCAGCAACAUGCUAGUCCAAGCUCGACAUUCACUGGACUGACUGGAGGUGGCUCUAGUCAAAUCAAGAGCGAGACAUACCAGCCGACAAAUCGACUGGUCAGCGUCAGUGAUUGCGAAGCCGGAGCCGGAGCCAGUGAUUGUUACAAUUGUAGUGUCCAACAGCAACAAUUAUUUGACGAAGACGCGGAAGACGACAUGGAAGCCACGGAACGUGAGUUAGCUGAAGAUGCACAAUGGAAACGUAUCCAACAAAACACGUUCACACGUUGGGUUAACGAACAUUUAAAAACAGUUGCGAAAAAUAUUGGAAGUUUAGAAACAGAUUUAAGUGAUGGUUUGAGACUGAUUACAUUAAUUGAAGUGUUAUCCGGUAAACGUUUACCAAAACACAACAAACGACCCAAUUUUCGAUCGCAAAAAUUGGAAAAUGUGUCGGUUGCGCUUAAUUAUUUACAAGCAGAUGAAGGAAUUCGAAUUGUAAACAUUGAUUCAUCGGAUAUAGUUGACUGUAAAAUCAAAUUGAUAUUAGGUCUAAUAUGGACGCUAAUUUUACAUUAUUCCAUUUCGAAGCCAACGUGGGACGGUGAAGACGAUUUACAACAAAACGACCAUGUUGCGACACCAAAACAAAGAUUAAUGCAUUGGAUUCAAAGUAAGUUACCAGAUUUACCAGUACAUAAUUUUACAAAUGAUUGGUCGAGUGGUAAAGCUGUUGGUGCCUUAGUCGAUGCAGUAGCUCCUGGUCUAUGCCCAGAUUGGGAUGAAUGGAACCCAAACGAACCAGUUAAGAAUGCAUCAGAAGCAAUGGGCUUAGCUGAAGAUUGGUUAAAUGUGCCACAAUUAAUAACACCAGAAGAAAUGGUUAAUCCAAAUAUUGAUGAACAAUCAAUGAUGACAUAUUUAUCACAGUAUCCAAAUGCCAAAUUGAAACCAAAUGCACCUCUACGUCCAAAAUCAAAUCCUAAUAAAGUGCGAGCAUAUGGGCCGGGUAUUGAACCAACAGGUAUCGUUGUCGGAGCACCAGCCAAAUUUACAGUUGAAACAUUUUCAGCUGGUAAAGGUCAAGUGGAGGUCGUUGUACAGAAUCCAAAAGGUCAAUUUGAGCCAGUUGAUAUUGUUUUUAAUAAUGAUCGGACAUUAACGUAUUCCGUCACAUAUUCACCAAAAAUGGAGGGUCCACAUAUCAUACACGUUAAGUUUGCUGGACAAACAAUACAAAAGAGUCCGUUUAAUGUGAAUGUUGAAGGAUUCGCUGGCGAUCCAACAAAGGUCACUGUAUCGGGUCCUGGCUGUCAAAAAGAUGGCGUUAUUGUUGGCACAGAAACAUAUUUUGAUAUAAUCGCCAAAGGUGCUGGAAAAGGGGUACCAGAAGUUGAAAUUUUAGAUCCAAAAGGUCAUCAAAAUACCGUAGCUUGUACUAUAACUCAAACGACUGCGGACACUUGGAGAUGCUUUUAUGCGACCCCAAUUGUUGGAUUACAUUCAGUGAAUGUAUUUUUCGCAGGCCAACCAAUACCUCAUAGUCCUUUUGGUGUUCGAGUUUCACCAGCUGUGGAUGUUCGUCGAGUAAAAGCAAGUGGUCGUGGCUUACAACCUGCAGGAGUUCGUGUAGGUGAUAAAGCCGAUUUUAAAAUUUAUACUGAAGGAGCAGGUGAAGGUCGACCGGAUGUUAAGGUUGUUGGCCCUGGGGGAAUUAUUGAACCAGUCAAACUUGCUAAGAUUGAUGACACAACAUAUCAAGCCGAAUAUCAACCGAAAAAAGAAGGUAAUCAUGUGGUAAUGGUGAAAUAUGCGGACCAAGAAAUUUCCAAAUCACCAUUCAACGUUGACGUGGGACCAUACAAAGAAACACGUAUCAAAGCAUACGGUCCAGGUCUCUCUGGUGGAGUUAUCAAUUAUCCAGCAGUGUUCACAGUCGAAACAAACGGAGAAACAGGAGCGUUAGGAUUUAGUAUAGAAGGUCCAUCACAAGCUCAAAUCGUUUGUGACGAUAACGGUGAUGGAUCGGCGAAUGUUAAAUAUUACCCGACUGCACCCGGAGAAUAUGCCGUACAUAUUUAUUGUGAUAGUCAAGAUAUUCCAAAAAGUCCUUAUAUUGCACACAUUUUACCAAUUACGGAUUAUUAUCCGGAUAAAGUUGAUGUGUAUGGUCCGGGAGUUGAACCAAAAUCAACGAUUACUGGGAAAACGUCUGAGUUUACUAUUGAUACGAGAAAAGCUGGUAUUGCGCCUUUGGAUGUUCAAGUUUUAGAUGCAAAUUGUAACAAUCUAAAAACAACGUUAACCGAAAAUCGCGAUGGAACAAUCCAAUGUACGUAUCAAAAAGGUGUGGAUGCCAAGCACACCGUAUCCGUAAACUAUGGUGGUGUAGCCACAAAACGUUCACCAUAUCGUGUUUUCUUGUACGACACAAACCCAUCGAAAGUUCAAGCGUUUGGGCCAGGCAUUGAAGACGGGGUCAAACCUAAUGUUCCUACUUACUUUAAUAUUGAUUGCAAUGAAUGCGGCGACGGUGAUUUAGAGGUAUUCAUUGUACACGAAGAAACAAGCAACGAAAUCCCUGUUAAGUUAACGGAUAAUCAUGAUGGCACCUACAGUGCUGAUUACGUGCCUGUCCAAGUUGGUACUUAUUUGGUGAAUAUGUUAUAUGGAGGUCAACAUGUACCAUCCACCCCUAUUAAGGUGAAGGUAUUGCCAGUUGUUGAUAUAUCAAAAGUACGCGUUGAUGGACUUGAAUCUAGUGUCUUAAUCAAUUCCCCAACUGAAUUUGUAGUGGAUUCUAGAGCGAUUGCAAAAGAAGGCGAUGAAAGUCGUGUCACUUGUAUGAUCACAAAUCCAUCGGGCAACAAAACCGAAAAAUUAAUCACUGCAGUCGGUGAUGGAACUUAUCGAAUUAGUUACACACCAUUCGAAGAAGGUCGACACACAAUCGAUAUUCUAUACGAUAACAUGCCAAUACAUGGAAGUCCAUUUGUGGUGAACGUUAAGCGAGGAUGUGAACCAAAACGUUGUCGAGCAUUCGGUCCAGGUCUUGAACGUGGAUUAGUGAACAAAGCUAACACGUUUGUGGUGGAAACAAAAGGCGCUGGAGCGGGUGGAUUAGGUUUGGCAAUUGAGGGACCUUCACAAGCAAAAAUGACAUGUAAAGAUAAUCGAAAUGGAUCAUGUUCCGUGGAAUACAUUCCAACCGAAGAGGGUGAAUACGAUUUUAGUAUAAAAUACGCGGAUCAACAUAUCCCAGGAUCACCGUUUAAGGUUAUUGUUGAGAAAGAGACUGAUUCCAGUGUAGUCAAAGCAUUCGGACCUGGUUUGAAUCCAGAAGAAUGUCAUGCAGGUGUUCCAACAAGUUUCACAAUUGAUGCUACGCAAUCGAGUCCAGCAGCACUUGGUGUGAAAAUUUACAGUGAUUUGGAAAAUUUAACAAAGAAUGUCGAUGUUGUUGAUAACGGUGAUGGAACGUAUCAAGUCAAUUAUGUUCCACCACGGGAGGGAACACCUUAUGAAGUUCAAGUCACCUGGAAUAGUCAAGAUAUCGGUGAAAGUCCAUUUAAAUUGAAAGCGUUACCAAGUAAUAAACCAGAAAAAAUUAUUGUUACCGGACCUGGAGCAACGAGCAAAGGAGUUCCUGCAUCCAUUCCUACUAAUUUCAAAAUCGAUACGAAACAAGCUGGAGGAGAUGGUGACGUUGAAGUCAUUGUUUCGGGUCCCGAUAAUUUACCAAGACCUGUUAAAUUAACGGAUAAUGGUGAUGGAACAUUUACGGCAACGUAUGUCCCAGACGAUUGCGGUAUUUACAAAGUAUACGUGAAAUAUGGUAAAGAAGACAUCUCACAAUCACCAUUUAUGCUUCAAGCUGUAGCUACUGGAAAUGCUGAUAAAUGUAAAAUUGUUGAAGAAGUACAACGAACUUUAAAUAGUGGUGAAGAAUAUUGUAUCACAGUGAAUGCUGCUGAUGCUGGAAUUGGCGCAGUUACAUGCCGAAUUCGAUCAAUUACUGGCAGUGAUUUGGAUAUCGAUAUUGUGGAUAAUGGAGAUGGAACUUUCAGCAUUUUCUACACUGUUAAAGAUGCUGGUGAUUAUUCGCUAAAUAUUAAGUUUGGUGGUCAACCAGUUCCAGGUGGUUUCCACAUUUUCACGGCUCAAGAGAAGGAUAAAGUUGAUUUGGGUCGAGUAACAACUGAAUCUGUUCAAAAACAACAAACCGUAAAUCAGUUCCUACAAGCGGAACGGAUUAGUUCUUCAAGAUCAGAAUCCAUUCAACAAACGACAACACAACAAAAACAAACCUCAACGACAUCGUCUUCUCAACAAGGUUCAACAUCUUCAAUACCAUAUCGACCUAUACAAUUAGAGAAUAUCCCUGUACCAACUACUGGUGGUUUACUUACCGCUGACGUAAAAAUGCCAACCGGACAAAUCGAUAAGCCAGUGAUUGAAGACAAUCGUGAUGGAACCGUUAGCAUCAAAUAUGAUCCCCGCGAGGAAGGCUUACACGAAUUGUAUGUUAAAUACAACGGAGAACAUGUCCAAGGUUCUCCAUUUAAAUUCCAUGUGGAUUCCAUAAGUUCAGGAUAUGUAACAGCUUACGGACCAGGUUUAACUCAUGGUGUAAGUGGUGAACCAUCAAACUUCACCAUCUCAACCAAAGGAGCUGGUGCCGGUGGUUUAUCAAUGGCCGUUGAAGGUCCAAGCAAAGCUGAAAUCAGUUGUCACGACAAUAAAGAUGGCACCGUAUCUGUGUCAUAUCUUCCAACAGCACCAGGUGAAUACCGUAUCACCGUUCGUUUUGGUGACAAACACAUCAAAGGAUCACCAUUCACCGCUAAAAUCACUGGUGAAGGUCGUAAACGUAAUCAAAUAUCUGUUGGGUCUUGUAGUGAAGUCAGUUUACCUGGCAAAAUCACUGAUAAUGAUAUUCGUUCAUUGAACGCUUCAAUUCAAGCACCAAGUGGUCUGGAAGAACCAUGUUUCUUGAAACGUUUACCAACUGGUAACAUUGGUAUCUCGUUCACACCUCGUGAAAUUGGUGAACAUGUUGUGUCGGUGAAACGCAUGGGGGCUCACAUUCCAAAUUCACCAUUCAAAAUCAAAGUGUGUGAACGCGAAGUCGGUGACGCCAAAAAAGUUAUUGUCACUGGUAGUGCACUCAAAGAAGGCAAAACACAUCAAGAUAAUACCUUCCUUGUUGACACCCGUAACGCCGGAUACGGAGGUUUAUCAUUAUCUAUCGAGGGUCCAAGCAAAGCUGAUAUCCAAUGCGCUGAUAAAGAAGAUGGUACGCUUAACAUCUCCUACAAACCAACUGAGCCUGGUUAUUACAUCGUAAACUUGAAAUUCGCUGACCAUCAUGUCGAAGGUUCACCGUUUACAGUCAAGGUAACUGGUGAAGGCUCUAAUAGACAAAGAGAAAAGAUUCAAAGACAACGUGAAGCUGUUCCCGUUACUGAGGUUGGAAGCCAAUGUAAAUUAACCUUCAAAAUGCCAGGAAUUACAUCAUUUGAUUUAACUGCCACUGUAACAUCCCCGGGCGGUGUAACUGAAGACGCUGAAAUCAAGGAAGUUGAAGAUGGUUUAUAUGCCGUUCAUUUCGUACCAAAAGAACUUGGUGUACACACCGUUUCCGUUAAAUACAAGGACAUGCAUAUUCCUGGAUCACCUUUCCAAUUCACUGUCGGUCCAUUAAGAGAUAACGGUGCUCAUUUGGUGAAAGCCGGUGGCGCUGGUCUUGAACGUGGUGAACAAGGAGAACCGAACGAAUUUAACAUUUGGACACGUGAAGCUGGUUGUGGAGCUUUAGCUAUUUCCGUUGAAGGUCCCAGCAAAGCUGACAUCAAGUUCUCUGAUCGUAGAGAUGGUUCUUGUGACGUUUCAUACGUGGUCUCUGAACCUGGAGAAUAUCGUGUAGGAAUCAAAUUCAACGAUGAACAUAUCCCAGAUUCACCAUUCAAAGUGUACAUUUCACCAGCUCUUGGAGAUGCUCAUCUCUUAGAAAUUGCACAAUUCCCUGAAGGUUAUAUUCAAGCAGAUAAACCAUCUCAAUUUAUUGUGCGAGCAAACGGCGCUAAAGGUGAUCUUGAUGGAAAGAUCGUUGCUCCAUCUGGUAACGAAGAUGAUUGUUUCAUUCAAAAAAUUGAUGCAGACCAAUAUUCAAUUCGUUUCAUGCCACGUGAAAAUGGUAUCCAUAAAAUCCAUGUUAAAUUCAAUGGAGUUCACAUCCCAGGAUCUCCAUUUGGUAUUAAGGUUGGUAAGGAUUCAGCAGAUCCAGCUGCAGUCCAUACUCAUGGACCUGGUCUUAAAGACAUCAAAACCGGAGUCAAAACUGAUUUCAUCAUUGACACCUGCAAUGCCGGUGCAGGUACUUUAGCAGUAACAGUUGAUGGACCAUCAAGAGUAGCCAUGGAUUGUACAGAAGUAGAAGAAGGUUACAAAGUACGUUAUACACCUUUGGUACCGGGUGAUUAUUACAUUAGCAUCAAAUAUAACAACAAUCACAUUGUGGGAUCACCAAUUAAAGUCAAUUGUACAGGUGAAAAUCUAGCAGAAUCCGGUUCACAAGAAACAUCUUCGGUUGUUGUAGAAACCGUUCAAAAAGUAUCCAAAUCUGGAGUAAAAGCUGGUCCAGUUUUGCCUCACUUUAAAUCUGAUGCUAGCAAAGUAUCAUCGAAAGGACUUGGCUUGAAGAAAGCAUAUCUUGGAAAACAAAAUCAAUUCACGGUAUCAGCGGGCGAUGCUGGUACAAACAUUCUUUUUGUGGGUAUUCAUGGACCAAAAGGACCAUGCGAUGAAGUAUUUGUGAAGCACACGGGCCGAAACCAAUUUAAUGUUAGUUACCUGGUACGAGAACGAGGCGAAUAUAUUUUAAUUGUAAAAUGGGGUGAUGAACAUAUCCCAGGUUCUCCCUACAAGGUCGACGUUUAAACUUCUUUAAUUUUAAGAUUUAAUCAAUACCGCACUGACCAUUUUACACACAACACACACACACAAAUACACAUAAAAAUUUUAUUUGUUUGCGCCCUCCAUUAUUCGCAAUUUUUAUUAUUUUUUGAAAAAUAAAAAAACCAAGCCCACAAUUUAUUAUUAUUUUUUAACCAUUUGUUUUGAAUAAAAUUCUAUUUUGUUUAUUUUUUAAAUAUAUUUAAUGUUAUUAGUGGUUUAAGAACUCUUACGUCACAGUUCAUUGUAAAUCUUCAUUUUUCUAGGACUCUAGGAUUCACAUUCUACAAAAUUUUCUAGGCCUUCUGAAAAAAAACCGCCUAAUUUUGAACACAAUCUCAAUAUGUCACAUGAACAUCCUGUCAAAAUGAUUAUUUACAAGUUAAUGUGAUUUUAUUCCGGCUUACAAUUGAUGUAACACAAUGUCGCGCGACAUUACAUCAAUUAUAGGCCGUUAUUUAAAAAUAAUAAAAAAAAAUUUAAAAAAACAGAAUACAUUAUUUUUGCAUGAAGAAAUUGAUAUAAAAAAAAUAAUUUUUUUCUUUGCCUAAUUUAAAAAUUGUUUAAUUUGUAUCAAAUGAAAGGAAGCGUUUUAUGAGAUACAAUUGUAAACGAUGCUUUAUUCAAGAAAAUAUUUUUUUUUUUUGUGAUAUUAAAAUGUGCCAAUUCAGCUUAAUUUUUUUUGUUGCCAUAAUUAUUUAGACUUUAUGUCUCACUUAUAAAAAUUUUUUAAUUGCACUUUUAUGCUCAAUUUCUUGCCCCUCUUUAUACCCCCCCCCUCCCCCGUCGAUUGUUUUUUUUUU
This is a messenger RNA of Chrysoperla carnea, 7762 nucleotides long. It is a transcript of the gene cher, whose product is annotated as filamin-A. The record is from RefSeq and is a predicted model, not a curated record. Gene Ontology annotation, molecular function: actin filament binding. Bases 3 to 6944 code for a protein of 2313 amino acids. Gene Ontology annotation, biological process: actin cytoskeleton organization. Lineage: Eukaryota; Metazoa; Arthropoda; Insecta; Neuroptera; Chrysopidae. The transcript is spliced from 18 exons.